AUGGCUCCCAAUGUCGAUCCUGCGAUUCUAAAAGCCCUCGGCAUAGAUGACCAGCAUGCCGAGAUUGCCUCCCAUGGCUCCUCCGGCUUCGCAGCCACCUUCAAGCUAUCCGCCACAAUCGACGGCCAGUCCAUCAACUACUUCGUAAAGACCGGUACUGGCAGCGCUGCUGAGCUCAUGUUCAAGGGCGAGCAUUCAUCCCUAAAUGCCAUCCACAGUGCCGUUCCCAGCCUUUGCCCCAAAUCCCAUGCUCAUGGAGCCAUGUCCACCCCGAACAAGUACUUCCUCGUCACCGACUUUCUCGACUUGGGGUCUACGGCCCCCGGGGGUUCGGGACUUUCCCUGGCAGCCAAACUUGCCAGACUGCAUACCACACCAGCUCCCAUCCCGGAUGGCCACGACAAGCCCAUGUUUGGGUUCCCUGUCUCAACGUGCUGCGGCGAGACCGCCCAAGACAAUUCGUGGAAAUCAUCUUGGGCCGUGUUCUACGCCGACAACCGACUUCGGAGUAUUCUCAAACACUGCGUGAGGAACAACGGCAGCGAUGCCGAGUUGAGUAAAGCCGUCGAAACGGUGGCUAGCAAAGUCGUCCCUCGGCUACUAGGCGAGUCUACCAUGAAGGACAUAACACCGGUGGUUAUACAUGGCGAUUUGUGGAGUGGAAAUCACUCCAAGGGGCGAAUUGGCGGCAAGGGCGGCGCAGAAGAAGUCGUCUUUGACCCUUCUGCUGUAUACGGCCAUUCCGAGUAUGAGUUGGGUAUAAUGAACAUGUUUGGAGGGUAUGGGGCCAGUUUUUGGAAGGAAUAUGAAAGGCUGGUCCCAAAGGCAGAACCAAAACACGAGUGGGAAGACAGAGUGGCGCUUUAUGAGUUAUAUCACCACUUGAAUCACUUUGCCAUAUUUGGUGGUGGCUAUCGCGGAGGAGCCAUGUCCCUUUUGAGAAAGCUAAUUGCGAAAUACGGCAGCUAG
Metarhizium brunneum ARSEF 3297 is the source of this 969-nucleotide messenger RNA. It is a transcript of the gene FN3KRP, whose product is annotated as Ketosamine-3-kinase. Lineage: Eukaryota; Fungi; Ascomycota; Sordariomycetes; Hypocreales; Clavicipitaceae. The record is from RefSeq and is a predicted model, not a curated record.